Molecule: messenger RNA, 2501 nt
Organism: Protopterus annectens (West African lungfish)
Lineage: Eukaryota; Metazoa; Chordata; Ceratodontiformes; Protopteridae
Gene: ASAH2
Product: N-acylsphingosine amidohydrolase 2
Exons: 19
Coding region: 38-2089 (683 amino acids)
Biological process (GO): long-chain fatty acid biosynthetic process; ceramide catabolic process; sphingosine biosynthetic process
Cellular component (GO): extracellular region
Molecular function (GO): N-acylsphingosine amidohydrolase activity
Source: RefSeq, a predicted model, not a curated record
UACUAAGCCUACAGACAAUCCUUCACAUAGUUAUUACAUGAUUGGAGUUGGCCGAGCUGACUGCACAGGUCCUUUGUCAGAUUUACCUUUGAUGGGUUAUGCCAGUCCAGAUCAGUCUGCAGGAGGAAUCCAUACACGUUUAUACAGCAGAGCAUUCAUUAUAGUAGAACCAGAAAGUGGCAAACGAGCUGUAUUUGUUAGUUCUGACAUUGGAAUGGUUUCCCAAAGACUAAGACUGGAGGUCAUGCAAGAGCUGAAGAAUAGGUAUGGUGAUUUAUAUGGACAAGAUAAUGUGGUGCUAAGUGGAACUCACACCCAUUCUGGUCCUGGUGGAUAUUUUCAGAACACACUUUUCAUGGUAACCAGCAAGGGCUACUUCAAACCGUCCAUAAGAGCUAUCGUUAAUGGGAUAGUGAAGAGCAUUGAUAUUGCACAUGAAAAUAUGAAAGCAGGGAGGAUCUUCAUAAAUAAAGGAGAGGUGGAAAACAGCAACAUGAAUCGAAGUCCUCAUUCGUACCUUAAUAAUCCACAGUCAGAACGGAACAGGUAUAAAGCAAACACUGAUAAAGAUAUUGUGGUGCUGAAAUUUGUGGACAUGGACGGGCAUGGCCUUGGAACCAUCAGCUGGUUUGCAGUUCAUCCUGUGAGUAUGAAUAACAGCAACCACCUUGUGAGCAGUGACAAUAUGGGAUAUGCAUCGUACUUGUUUGAACAAGAGAAGAAUAUUGGUUGCCUGCCUGGAGAGGGUUCAUUUGUGGCUGCUUUCGCAUCUACAAAUCUUGGAGAUGUGUCCCCAAAUACAAAAGGCCCUCACUGCAUAAAUACUGGCGAAUCGUGUGAAAAUGUUAACAGUUACUGCCCAGUUGGAGGAAAUUCAAUGUGUAUUGCAAUGGGUCCUGGAAAUGAUAUGUUUGAAAGCACUCAAAUUAUAGGACAGAACAUUUACACCAAAGCAAAAGAAUUAUAUCAAACAGCUAGUCGGGAAGUCAGUGGGCCAGUACACUUUGCACACCAGUGGGUGAAUAUGACUGAUGUUACAGUUGAGCUGAAUGCAACACACAGAGUUAAAACAUGCAAGCCAUCCUUGGGGCAUAGUUUUGCAGCUGGGACUAUAGAUGGAGUGGGAGCUUUUAAUUUCACACAAGGCUCCACUGAUGGGGACCCCUUUUGGGAUGAAAUUCGAGAUAUGCUGGUUGGUCCACCCUCCAAUGAGACAGCAGACUGUCAAAAACCUAAACCCAUUCUAUUCUGCACAGGAGAGUUGUCAAAGCCUGUCCCCUGGCACCCAGAUAUAGUUGAUGUUCAAAUCAUCACUAUUGGAAAUCUUGCAAUCGUGGCAGUUCCUGGAGAAUUUACCACCAUGUCAGGUCGAAGACUGCGAGAGGCUGUAAAAACAGAAUUUGAAUCUCAUGGGACUAUGGGAGAGAUGGAUGUAGUUGUUGCCGGGCUGAGUAAUGUCUAUACUCACUAUAUCACUACAUUUGAGGAGUAUCAGGUACAGCGCUAUGAAUCAGCAUCCACCAUUUAUGGCCCUCAUACUCUGUCUGCAUAUAUCCAGUUGUUUCGUGGCCUGGCCAGAGCUAUUGCACAGAAUUCAAUUGGCAAUCUGCCUAAAGGUCCAGAACCUCCAUUCUAUAGUGAAGAUCUACUAUUUUCACUGUUAGCGGACAAUCUUGCUGACUCAAAGCCUGUAAACACAUCAUUUGGAGAUGUAAUAAAAGACACAAUGCCACUGUACAGAACAGGAGAAGUUGUUGAAGUAACCUUCAUUAGUGCAAAUCUAAGGAACUCCGUUGAAAGUAGGGCUCUCCAAACAUUCCUUACAGUAGAGAGGUUGGACAACUUUACCAGCACCUGGAGUAUAAUACAUAAUGAUGCCUCUUGGGAAACCAGGUUAUACUGGAACAAAAAAGGAUUGGCUCAGAGUAAUGUUACUGUGUCAUGGUACAUUCCUCAAGCCGCCAAGCCUGGCACAUACAGAAUACAACACUUUGGACAUUACAAGCAACGUCAAGGUUCUAAAUUCAUCUUUACCCCUUACACAGCAACAUCAUCAGUAUUUGAUAUUUUAAAAACACAAGGCCUUUGAUAAGUACAGAAACACCCCAAUGACGCCAUUUUCUGACUGUAUUCUAUAAAUGCAUAUUUUUUUUGACAAAUGCAUUCAAACAUUUAUAGUCACAUGCAACUAAAGACUUAGCCUUCAGUACCAAAUUAUAAACUUUAACAAAUUAAAAACAUUAUCUGAUUAAUAAAACUUUGUUCUUUGUGUUUAAGGUCUUCCUUUUCACUGUUGAUGGCAGAGUUAUAACUUAUUACUGUCUGUCUUCUCUUAGAUGUUUAGGAGUUAUGAUUAAAAAAACAAGACUACAUGUUUAUAUAUAUGUACACAUCUAUAAUAUAUAUAAAAUAUGUACAUGUAAUUGUUGAGCUGAAAAUGAUUAUAAUUUAAUAUAUGCAACUGCACACCAAAAAUAAAUAGCUAGGUACGUGUUUGUUCA